AUGACAUCAAGGUAUAGAGUUGAAUAUGCAUUGAAAAGUCAUCGAAGAGAUGAAUUCAUAGAGUGGAUUAAAGGUUUAUUAGCUUGUCCUUUUGUAUUACAUGCUGAUGUUGAACAUUUUGAUUCUCAGUUCCCACAAUUAUAUAAUGAAAAUCCUGAUGAUUCAGAUAUAUAUUUUAAAAAUCAUGAAAAUGUAGUUGCUCAAGAUUGUCAAAAAAGAUACCUUGAAAUUUUUAAAGAUGUUGAAAAUUUAAUUGAACAUACAAUUUUAAUAGAUGAAAUUAAUGAUAAAGAUGUUUUUCAAAAUUCAACAAGUAGAUUAAGAAAAUUAGUUCCUUCAUUAGGUAGAUUUUUCACACCAUUACCAUUAUCAGAAGCAUUUUUAAUUGAAGAUGAAAGAAGAGCAAUAAGUAAACGAAGAAUGGUUAGUCCUAGUUUUAAUGAUGUUAGAAUGAUUUUAAAUACUGCUCAAAUAUUAGCCUUGACUAAAAUUUAUAAAGAUAGAACAAAGACAAAUUUAAAAUUAAUAACUUUUGAUGGUGAUGUUACUUUAUAUGAAGAUGGAAAAUCUUUGGAAAAACAAAGUGAAGUUGUUAAAAGAUUGAUACAAUUAUUGAAAAUGGGUUUAUUUGUUGGUGUGGUAACUGCUGCUGGAUAUCCAAAACAAUCAGGUGCUGAAAAGUAUUAUGAAAGAUUAAAGGGUUUAAUAGAUUAUCUCAAUUCAACUCAUUGUGAAUUAACUAAAUCUCAAAAAGAAAAUUUAUUAGUAAUGGGAGCUGAAUCAAAUUAUCUUUUCCGUUAUAAUUCAGAAAUGAAAGGUUUAAAAUAUUUAGAAAAUAGUGAAUGGUUAUUACCACAAGUUAAAACCUGGGACAUUAGAAAAAUUGAAUUCAUAAUGUCAAGUAUAUAUAAACAUUUGAUUCAUUUGAGAAAUAAAUUUAAUCUUGAAGAUUCAACGUCAAUUAUAAAAAAGGAAAGAUCAGUAGGUAUAAUUCCAAAUCCAGGUUGUCAAAUAUUACGUGAAACAUUGGAAGAAAUGGUGUUGAGUUGUUCAAAUAAAUUAAGUCUUAUUUUGAAAGUAGAUUCAAAAAAUCUUGAUUCUGUUAAAGUUUGUGCUUUCAAUGGUGGUUCUGAUGUUUGGGUAGAUAUUGGUGAUAAAGCAUUAGGUGUUGAAUCUUUACAAAAAUUUUUAUGUCAAAAUGAACUGGAAGAAUUAGAAUAUUGUCCAAUUAAAAAAUCUGAGAGUUUACAUAUUGGUGAUCAAUUUGCAAGUUUAGGAGCUAAUGACUUCAAAGCUAGAUUAAGUGCUUGUACUGUUUGGAUUGCAAAUCCAAUUGAAACAGUAGCUAUAUUAGAUGAUUUGAUUAAUUUUAUGACAUAA
Molecule: messenger RNA, 1380 nt
Organism: Insectozyma verbasci
Lineage: Eukaryota; Fungi; Ascomycota; Pichiomycetes; Serinales; Debaryomycetaceae
Source: the annotation of a GenBank genome assembly